This is a messenger RNA of Stegastes partitus (bicolor damselfish), 3083 nucleotides long. RefSeq names its product NHS-like protein 2. The annotation marks the transcript as partial. Gene Ontology annotation, biological process: cell differentiation. The record is from RefSeq and is a predicted model, not a curated record. Lineage: Eukaryota; Metazoa; Chordata; Actinopteri; Pomacentridae. The transcript is spliced from 6 exons.
CCACCAGCGGUCUCGAGGCAGAGAGCGGCAGGCGAGGCGGCAGCAGCAGCAGCAGCCACGGCGAUGGCAACCACAGCAGCAGCGGCGGCGGCGGCGGCGGCGGCAGCAGCAGCAGCGGCGGCGCGGCCCACUUCAGGUCUCCAUGGCAACAGAGCGUGAACGUGUUCGGCUCGUGGAGCAGGCCGGAGUGUGUCGAGGAGCUGCACCAGCAGGCGCAGCUCAACCUCCAGAGCCUGCUGCAAGAGUUUGAGGAGCAGUUGUACGACACCAAGCUGACCGGUCAGACGUUCCGGCAUCCGUCCUCGCAGAGCUCCGACGACACGUCCACCUCGCUGAGCCGCUCGCCCGUCUCCCUCAACAGCAAGAGGCCCGACUUCAUCUUCCUGCCGGCGUCCAAGCAGCUCUACGAAGAUGAAACCGCCUCCUCGGUGUUCGGCCUGAGGUCCGUGACCGACCCGUCUCCCUCCCCGUCCCCGUCCCCCUGCAGCUCGGACCGCCCCCCGCUGGGCUGGAGCAGCAACAACAGCAGCAGCAGCACCGCCACGUCCGCCACCACCGGGCCGCCCGUCGCCGAGAAGCCCCGCUGGCACCUGGGAAGACGCACGCCGGCCCAGUUCAUACCGCUCGACGUCACAGGUGAAGGGGGAGGAGUGAAAUUCCACGGCGUCGACCUCCUCCAGCACUCCCCGUCCCCUUCCCCCUUUCCUGGGGACCCCUUCCCCCACCAGCCCCACUCCCUGGAGCCCGUCACCGACACCCCCCACCAGGCCCUGCCGCUGAGGAAGACGCACUCUGACCUCGACACAACCUUACCUACAGAUAACAGUUUGGGGCAGCGGGCCCCGGACCAUCUCCACCCAGGAACUAUGGACCACUCUGGGCUGCUGUGCUCAAACACGCCCUCCGCCUCCUGGAACGGACCCAAGGGCUCCACCUUUUCUCCCGGAGCGUGGAACGAGCCUUACAAUUACAGCAUGAACAAAGGCCCAGCGGUCCCGCCCAAGCAGCACACCAUCAUCGGUGGCUCGGGAGGCGGGACGCAGGACGGGGUGAUGCUGGUGGGCUCGGGACAGUCGGUGAGCUCGCACUCCAGCUCCUUCACGUCGGUGACGGACCCCUCCGGGAGGACGGGGAACAACGUGCCAGGGAUUUCGCUGGCGGCGGCGAUGAUGGGGAAGCGGAGCGAGACAGAAGGAGCUGCAGCCGACGGAGGGAGGGGAGGAGGCGGGGGAGUCGGGGAGGUGGGGAGAGGCCGGGAGAGGUCGGCACGUUCUUUAGCAGCUCAGAACGCCUUCAAGUUCCGGGAGCGUUCCCUUUCCACGCCCACAGAUUCUGGCUCCUUCUGCUUUGCGGAGGGCGUCAUCGGCCAGACGGACGGUCACAUCACAUCUGCAGGGAACGGAAACACGAUGGCAGCAAACCACCACCAGGAGCACCACAACUUUCUGGGUCUGGGUGAGAACUACGCCCUCUUAUACCCGAGAGGCAGCUCCGAGGACAGCACCAGCACCGCCGACACCAUCUCCGUCACAGCCUCAGACUACAGCACGGAGGGGCGUUUGCGCCUGCGCUCCCGCUCCAUCUCGCUCAAGAAAUCCAAGCGCAAGCCGCCGCCUCCUGUGAGGAGCGUCUCCCUCAUGAAAAACCUCGGAGAAGCCGAGGGGAGAAUCCACCACGAGGGCAGUCUUUACCGAGAUGGCCGGCCGAAGAGCCUGCACAUCCCCAGGGACCACUUCCCAGACUUCCAGCCAGAUUUCCUUCUGCCCAGCUCGUCAUCUAAACCCAGCGUUGUUGAGCGGGAGCUGGGCCACGGAGGGAAUGACGGACCUCCGAGUCUGGAGGUCCAGGCGCCAGACAGGGAGGCAGAGACAGAGAUGACCUUCCCCACUCACUGGCAGCUGGGGGAGUGGAAGAGCAAUGACCCCUACAGGUCUCUGUCUGGCUCCAGCACAGCAACAGGUACCACGGUGAUUGAAUGUAUGAAGGUCAGAGGAAGCUCCGAGUCCCUUCUCGACUCUCCAUCCACCUCCAGAGCCACGUCGCCCUCGCAGCUCUCCAUGGAGACCGACAUCAAGGCGUCGUCGCCCUUCAAACCUCCAGGACUCAUGUCCCCGUCUAGUGGCUACUCCAGUCAGUCCGAGACUCCCACCCCAACCGUUCCUCUCAGUCAGGUGGCCGGCACAGUCGGGACGACCGGGUGUAAGAUGCGUCCCAAGAUCCCAGAGAGGAAAUCAUCGCUACCAUCACCCAAGGACCCGGCGGCGAGGUCGAGGUUGUCCUUUGAAAUGCCCGGGAAUGCACAUCUGGAGCUGUCUUCAAUCAAGCCAAAGCAAAAGGCCAGCAGGCGGCACUCUGACACCUCAACGGCAGCGAAGCCGGGAAAAAUCAGUCCCAGUUCGUCGCAGGCGUUGCCUAUGGUUACCCAGAACGAGCUGAAGACUGUUCGGCUCCGCUCGGUUUCUCGUGGCGACCUGGAGGACUGUCCUGACGGAGCCUCUGACACCAUCGAAGAAGAACAGCACGGCCGAGACCUUGGCGACAACCCCAGCCCACCUCCCACUCUACCAAAACCCAAACCGCCUGUUGCCGUCAAGCCUCCUCUGCCCAAACGGCCCAUAAACCUCCUCCUCAAGUCCCCCUCUCCCUCCUCCACCUCCCCCCACGCCCUCGAGUCUCCCCCUGCCUCACCUGUGGACCGGCCGGUGCCUUUAGGCAACAUCUACAAAGUCAUGAAAAAGCCGAAACCCAAAAAACCUCCACCGCAAGCUCCAACGAACCCGGCCGUUCUCCCAGAACUAAACUCUGCCCCACAGACUGCAUACGACCACCCCUUCCUCCCCCACUCCCAGUCCCUCUUCGACCUCCCUCCUCUCCCGGACCCCCAGCCUCUCCUGGAAGACCCGGUGCUGGAGCCUGAAUUUGACGUCGACGCAGAGAUCCGUCUUGGGCCUGAGGACGGAGGCUCCCUGCCUUCUCCCUGCAGCAGCCAGGAGGCUCCGGAGCUCCAGGACAAGAGCAAGACCCUCCCCUCAAGGAUGACAAUCUCCUGCCUGGCAGAGCUGUCAGACAAAAAGAAACCCAAG